GACAGAAUGAGUAAGUAAACCCCAUUAAAAAGGGCCGAUGAUAGAAAAACACCGUGGAAUUAAACGAGAGCACUAAUCUCAUUUAAUUAGUUACAGGUAAAAAGAGAGUCAACUAACUAAUUAAUGGUUAGAUCUCUCUCUACUUCCCCUUGAUUUGUUACAGUUUACUCUCUUCUUAACCAUUUUUGAAAUUUGAAAAGAAAUUUUUUGAUUGGACAUUUUUUCUUUUAAAAAAAGAAAUAAUAAGAUUGUUGAUGUAGCCAUAGAAACCGGGAGGCACAAAAAACGGCAACCAAAGAAAGGAAAGGAAAGAAAGAAAACAAAAGGAGUCCAAGAAACCAGAAGAUUGUCUCCCGACGCCAUUAUCCUUCACCCUCGGAGCUUUUCUUGAAGCAGGGAUUCUUCUAAUCAUUAAUCCCUACUUCUUUCUUUCUUUUUUGUUUGUUCUCCUUUGAGAUCUAUCUAGUACUAGUAGUAAAACCCCCUCCCCUCCAUUGAAUUUGAAUUGAAUUGAAUCUCUGGGAAUCAAAUCUUUGAUGUCGCAUCUGGACGACAUUCCUUCUACGCCUGGGAAAUUCAAGAUGAUGGAUAAAUCCCCCUUCUUCCUGCACCGUACUCGUUGGCAAUCCUCCGUCGCCAAGCUUGCCUUUUGGUCCCUUGUCUUUUUCGGAUUGCUCUUCAUCUUCUUCUACCGAUCUCCCAUCUCCAAUCCCGAUUCCUCUCGCCGCUCUCUUCGCACCUACUCUUGGGGCGGUCCCGCCUGGGAGAAACGCGUCCGAUCCUCCGCUCGUGUCCGCACCCGCAACGGCGUCUCCGUUCUCGUCACCGGGGCCGCCGGUUUCGUCGGGACUCACGUCUCUGCCGCUCUUAAACGACGCGGCGACGGCGUUCUAGGCCUCGACAACUUCAACGAUUACUACGACACCUCUCUCAAGAGAUCUCGACAAGCCCUCCUCGAGAGAAGCGGAGUGUUCAUCGUUGAAGGAGACAUCAACGAUCUGUCUCUCCUCAAGAAGCUCUUCGAGGUCGUCCCUUUCACUCACGUCAUGCAUCUUGCCGCUCAAGCUGGUGUCAGAUACGCCAUGGAGAACCCCGGCUCCUACGUUCACAGCAACAUCGCUGGUUUCGUUAACCUCCUCGAGGUCUGUAAAUCCGCUAAUCCUCAGCCGGCGAUCGUGUGGGCAUCGUCUAGCUCCGUCUACGGUUUAAACACCAAAGUCCCCUUCUCUGAGAAAGACAGAACAGAUCAGCCUGCGAGUCUCUACGCUGCGACCAAGAAAGCUGGAGAAGAGAUUGCCCACACUUACAACCACAUCUACGGGCUCUCUCUCACCGGCUUGAGGUUUUUCACGGUGUACGGGCCGUGGGGAAGACCUGACAUGGCUUACUUCUUCUUCACCAGAGACAUCCUCAAAGGGAAAGCUAUUUCGAUCUUCGAAGGAGCCAAUCACGGAACAGUGGCUAGGGAUUUCACAUACAUCGAUGACAUAGUGAAAGGAUGUUUGGGGGCUCUGGACACGGCGGAGAAGAGCACAGGGAGUGGUGGCAAGAAGCGGGGAGCGGCUCAGCUAAGGGUAUUCAACCUGGGGAACACAUCUCCGGUGCCGGUGACGGAUCUUGUGAGUAUAUUGGAGAGAUUGUUGAAAGUGAAAGCCAAGAGGAACAUGAUGAAGCUGCCGAGGAAUGGUGAUGUGCCCUUCACACAUGCUAAUAUCAGUUCGGCACAGAGAGAGUUUGGGUACAAACCAAGCACGGAUUUGCAGACUGGUCUAAAGAAGUUUGUGAGAUGGUAUCUUGGUUACUACAAGCAGGGGGGAAAGAAAGUUGCUGCUGCUGCUUGAAUAUUGAUAAUUCACAAGAUUCUUUAGUGUAUAGUGAGUGAGUGGAUUGAUACACACCAUAAAGAAGAGACAUGAUUCAUUCGAGAUUAUAUAUUCUUUACAUUUGUAUUCUGCUUUGUAAUUUCGAUCUCUUGAGUCGAAUCUCUGAUAUUUAUUUCAUAGGAAGUUCACAUUAAUCUCUGUUAUUCAACCGAUGGAGCCAGAGAGAGUAAUGAAUAUGAUAUAUACAUUAUGCUAUAAAGCUGAA
This is a messenger RNA of Arabidopsis thaliana (thale cress), 2088 nucleotides long. RefSeq names its product UDP-D-glucuronate 4-epimerase 2 (gene GAE2). Gene Ontology annotation, molecular function: UDP-glucuronate 4-epimerase activity. Lineage: Eukaryota; Viridiplantae; Streptophyta; Magnoliopsida; Brassicales; Brassicaceae. The record is from RefSeq and is marked reviewed. Gene Ontology annotation, cellular component: Golgi cisterna membrane. The coding region runs from base 537 to 1841 and encodes 434 amino acids. The transcript has a single exon.